Messenger RNA from Xenia sp. Carnegie-2017, 1914 nucleotides. Its product is annotated as protein BCCIP homolog. Gene Ontology annotation, cellular component: nucleus. Bases 23 to 889 code for a protein of 288 amino acids. Lineage: Eukaryota; Metazoa; Cnidaria; Anthozoa; Malacalcyonacea; Xeniidae. The transcript is spliced from 8 exons. The record is from RefSeq and is a predicted model, not a curated record.
GUAGAGAGUGUAGCAUAAAAUAAUGGCUUCCAAAGCGUGGAAAAAGAAGCGAAAAGACGAAGUUACUGAAAAGGACAGCGACGACGAGUCUUCGAGUGAAGAUGAAAGCGUUGACUCCGAAUCUGAUGUAGAUCAUAAUCUUGAAAUUCAAGUUGAGUUUGAAGCGCGUACUCCCGAAGCUUCAGAUUUUGAUGGCAUAAAGAGAUUAUUGCAGCAACUUUUGGUGAAAUGCGGCAUCAAUGUCUCUGAGUUAACAGAAAUUAUAUUAAGUCAGUCUGAAGUGGGAAGCGUCAUAAAGUGCAUACCUGAAGAGGAUGAUGAUGACAAUGAUGAGAAUGAAACAUGUGGUAUUACCACAGUUCUAAAUCUUAACCGUCACAAGGAUUCUACAUGCAUUAAGGAUCUUAUUGAGCUGGUUAAAACAAAAUGUGAUCAUGGGGGAUUCCUUAAGAUACUUACAAAUCCAGACAAUGUGAUUGGCUGGCUGAUCAGCGAACGGUAUAUAAAUAUUCCAGCACAUAUAGCACCUCCUCUUUAUGCAAGUCUGAGAUCAGAAAUUAUCAAAGCUUGUCGUAAGGGCAAACCAUUCGAAUUCAGCUAUCUGCUGUAUAUUUGUAAGUCGUACAAAUUGGAUGUGUCCGUUAAGCGAAAAAAGAAGAAACAGACAGAAGAGGAGAACGCUUUGAUGUUCAUUAAUGCUGAAGAUGAAAUACUUAGCCAGAGGGCGACCGAGAAAGUCGACUAUGACGUCACAGAGCAAAGUCAUAGUUUGGUGACGGGCAAAUGGCAGGAUGGUGACAAUCAGAUGAGACCAUACAGAACUGUCAUGUUAAUACCUUGGAGUAAAAUGGAGACUAUCACAUCAGAAAUGGAGCAGUUUGUUUCAUGAAGAAGGUGAAAGCAUGACUGUAAGUAAACAGUCAAAAAAUAUUAUGUGGUUUCAUUCAAGGAAUGUAUGACAUAUACUAUACUAAGUGGAAUACUUCUGCAGAGCAAAUAUUUCUACGGAAAUUUAUUUCUAUAGAAGUUGUUGUAGCAUCAACAUAUUUGCAUAGCGGUACUAUAUGACGUUGGGCGGCUGGUCGUGUUUUUGGCAAAGUUACUUUAGCAAUCGACACGCUCUCGGGGUUAACGCGGACAACAACUUUACCGCGAUUUGAUCAAUUACGUAGAUCUAGGAGAAGGGAUGAAUAGGGACAAGAAGGGACAAGAACGCCGAAAUUAAACAUAUGUAAUUCAAGACCAAGCUACAUGCGUAUCCAACUUGACACGAAUGUGCUGUAUCAAUAGAAAACGUUAAUUUACAAUUUUAAAAUUGAACAGAUGCACGUCUAAAACUAAACUAAAUGUAACGGCUCUUUAAGGCUUACGUAUGCGGUAGCUAAUGCUUGAAAGUGCAGAUCGUCGUCAUACUUAAUGUUUCAUAAGUAGUUUGUUAAUACUCUUAUCACGAGUUGUUUGUUUUGGCCUUGGUGCCCGUGUCGUUUUGCGGUCGAUUAAUUGAUUUGAGAUAAGAAACCACGUCCUACAACAAAAAGUAACUUCAAUAUGGAACGAGAAUAGUGGCAAAUAGCCAGCCUGUAUGUUUGAUAGUGCGAUUGAAAUGCCAGAUCAUUGGGAUGAUGUAUUUCUUUAGAAAUCUCUUGUUUUUACAAUGAAUGAACACCAAAAUAUUUCCAUAGCAUGACCAAACUUGCGGGCUGGCUACGUCACAUGGCCAAAACCGAUGCUAUCACACUGCGCGGAUGGCGGAACUCGUGUACGAGUUCCUAUACUUACAUUUCUGCCGAAUGAUUGUGCAAAGUCCAAGGCGUUGUGACCGUGCUGUUGCAAAUGUAAAACAUAAACAAUGAAUGUACAGGGUAAGGGUUUAAUUAUUAUUUGCUUUAAGAUAAAUAAAAAUAUAGAAUCAAA